This is a messenger RNA of Nerophis lumbriciformis (worm pipefish), 1620 nucleotides long. The record is from RefSeq and is a predicted model, not a curated record. NCBI's taxonomy places the organism in Eukaryota, Metazoa, Chordata, Actinopteri, Syngnathiformes, Syngnathidae.
AUGGAUGAAAAGCCGGUUAAAGUUUUGGUGUGCGGGGACGUCGAAGGCAAGCUCGGAGCUCUCUUCAACAGAGUGCAAAGCAUCCAGAAGAAGACGGGACACUUUGACCUUCUUCUGUGCGUUGGAGAAUUCUUUGCAGCCACGCCAGAAGCUGAGGAAGAGUGGCAGCGGUACAAAAGCGGGGAAAAGAAAGCUCCCAUCCACACGUACAUCUUGGGCGCCGGAAGUCCGGAAACGGCCGAGAAGUUUCCCGGCGCGGACGGCUGCGAGCUGGCCGACAACAUCACGUAUUUAGGUCGGCGCGGUGUCUUCGCAGGGGUGUCGGGCCUGCAGAUCGCGUACGUCAGCGGGCGCGAGGCCACGCGGGAGCCGGCGCCGGCCCAUUGCUUCGCUUCAAAAGAUCUGGCGGAGCUGCUGGCCCCGCUGAUCGGCGGCGCAAAGUUCCGCGGCGUCGACAUCCUGCUGACGUCGCAGUGGCCCGAGGAGGUGUGGCGCUUUGCAAAUAAACCGCAGGAAGUUGACACAAAGUCGUGCGGAAGCGGCGCCCUCGCCAAUGUGGCGGACAAACUGAAGCCCAGAUAUCACUUUGCUGCACUAGAGGGCAUUCACUAUGAAAGGUUACCUUACAGGAAUCACAUAGUGCUGCAGGAAAACGCUCAGCACGUGACCCGCUUCAUCGCCUUGGCGAGCGUCAACAACCCCGCCAAGAAGAAGUACCUGUACGCCUUCAACAUUGUCCCCAUGAAGACCAUGGAGCCGUCGGAGCUGGUCAAGCAGCCGCAAGACGUGACCGAGAGCCCGUACAGGCGAGUCGCGAAAGACCGGGACGGCGCUUUGAAGAGCGGCACGAGCUUGGCGGCGGAAGAGGAGCCCAGCACGCAGUUCUUCUUUGACCUCAACAGCGGACGCGGCCGGAAGAGGCCGCACGAGGGCGACCGGUCGCGACGAAAGCCACCGCGCGAGCACCCUCUUCCCCCCGGGGAGUGCUGGUUCUGCCUGGCGAGCCCUCAGGUGGAGAAACAUCUGGUGGUCAGCAUCGGGACACACUGUUACCUGGCGCUGGCCAAAGGCGGCCUCAACGCGGGACACGUGCUCAUCCUGCCCAUCGGGCACUACCGGUCUACGGUGGAGCUUGCCGCCGAGGUUCUGCAAGAGAUGGAGAAGUACAAGGCGGCGCUGAGGAGCUUCUACAAGAGCCGGGGCGAGCGCUGCGUGCUCUUUGAAAGGAACUUCAGGAGCCAGCAUCUGCAGCUUCAGGUGGUCCCUGUGCCGCUGGACUGCUGCGCUAGCGAUGACAUCAAGGAGGCCUUUAUGCUGCAGGCUCAGGAGCAGCAGAUGGAGCUCGCCGAGAUCCCUCGGCACAGCGAUCUCAAACAGAUCGCCCCUCCCGGCACACCCUACUUUUACGUGGAGCUCGACUCGGGCGAGAAACUCUUCUACCGCAUCCAGAGGAAUUUCCCGCUGCAGUUCGGGAGGGAGGUACUGGCCAGCGAGGCGCUGCUGAACGUUCCCACCCGAGCCGACUGGAAGGAGUGCAAACAAAGCCGAGCGGACGAGGAGGAAGCGUGCGCCAGGCUCAGGGAGGCCUUCCAGCCCUACGACUUUGCCUGGGACGACUAA